UUGGGUUGGUCAAAGUUCUUCGAGAUCAUUGGUGGAAUUGCACGUCAUCUUCUCUACCUUCAGCAGGAUUCAAGAUUGAGAAUUAUUCACAAAGAUCUCAAAGCAAGUAAUGUGUUGCUUGAUUCUGAGCUGAAUUCGAAGAUUUCAGACUUUGGUUUAGCGAGAAUCUUUCAAGGAGAUCAGUGCGGAGACAACACAGAAAGGGUUGUUGGAACUCUUGGCUAUAUGGCUCCAGAAUACGCUCUCUAUGGUCUAUUCUCAGUAAAAUCUGAUGUCUUCAGUUUCGGCUUGCUAUUGUUGGAGAUAGUAAGCGGCAAGAAGAAUUGAUGCUUCCAUCAUCAUCAUCAUGGUCUUAUAGAUACGUAAGAUUGAAAUUUCAGUUUCUUCUUUGUUUGAAUAAUUCAUAAGUGGCACCCAAGGGUGCGGCCCAGUGGUCAAUGAAUUGGGUUGAGAACCAUGAGGUCUCAAGUCCAAAUUCCAGCAGAGAGAAAAACACUAGGUGAUUUCUUUGCAUCUUUCCUAGUCUUGAUGAACAGAGUUAGCUGAUACCUGUUGCUGGUGGGAGUUGGCAGGUAUCCCGUGGAAUUAGUCGAGGUGCGCGCAAGCAAACCCGAAAACUACGUUAUCGGUAAAAUAAUAACAUUAAUUAUUCAUGAGUGGGGAACUUAGUUAAAUACUGACAUAUGGAUUUUUCUGUAUUGCCUGUUCAGGCAUGUAGAAUGUGGACAGGAGGGACACCCCUCGAAUUAGUUGAUUCCUCGCUUGAGUACGAAACGAGUUCUAUGUCGGAGAUAUUGAGGUGCAUUCAUGUAAGUCUCUUAUGUGUCCAGCAGAGUCCGGACGAUAGACCAAAUAUGUUGGCUCUGGUUCUGAUGUUGAAUGGAGAGAGUACACUACCACAGCCAAAAGAACCCAUUUUUUUGAGAGAUAUGAUACCAGCUGAAAUUACUUGUAUCAGGUCGUCUGAGUAUGAGGACUCUUGCACUGCAAAUGAAAUUACAUUUUCCUCGUUUGGGGCUCGUUAGAGAACUUCUAACAUUAUUAAAGCUUAUUUUUUCGCAUUUUACUUUAUUUGGUAACGAUGAUGACAUGAGUUGAGCUUA
This is a messenger RNA of Lycium barbarum (goji berry), 1103 nucleotides long. Its product is annotated as cysteine-rich receptor-like protein kinase 15. Gene Ontology annotation, biological process: protein phosphorylation. The annotation marks the transcript as partial. The record is from RefSeq and is a predicted model, not a curated record. NCBI's taxonomy places the organism in Eukaryota, Viridiplantae, Streptophyta, Magnoliopsida, Solanales, Solanaceae. The transcript has 2 exons. Gene Ontology annotation, molecular function: protein kinase activity; ATP binding.